This is a messenger RNA of Agrilus planipennis (emerald ash borer), 4741 nucleotides long. It is a transcript of the gene Eps-15, whose product is annotated as epidermal growth factor receptor substrate 15-like 1. NCBI's taxonomy places the organism in Eukaryota, Metazoa, Arthropoda, Insecta, Coleoptera, Buprestidae. Gene Ontology annotation, biological process: endosomal transport; endocytosis. Gene Ontology annotation, molecular function: calcium ion binding; cadherin binding. The transcript is spliced from 17 exons. Bases 120 to 3305 code for a protein of 1061 amino acids. Gene Ontology annotation, cellular component: clathrin coat of coated pit; plasma membrane; cytoplasm. The record is from RefSeq and is a predicted model, not a curated record.
AUGUUGACCGAGUCUGCGUGUUAAUAAACACUUCCAUAUUACUGUUUAUUGAUUGGUCCUGUCAUUGGCCGACACAACAAACACUAACCAAUAAACGAUUUUUUGUAGUGUUCGAAAAGAUGGCUGCGUUGCCGUCUCCAACACAGGUAGCAGGAAAACAUAGUGCCAUAUAUGAAUCAUAUUAUAGUCUGGUGGAUCCAAAUGGUAUUGGAACAGUUGGGGCUUUGGAAGCAGCUCGCUUUCUCAAACGUUCUGGUCUAAGUGAUGUUGUACUAUCGCGAAUAUGGGACCUAUCAGAUCCUGGUGCAAGAGGAUGCCUGGACAAGGCUGGACUAUUUGUUGCCCUUAAACUUGUAUCUGUAGCACAACAAGGCAGAGAUGUUAAUAUUGAAAAUAUUUUAUUGGAUACCCCACCUCCCAAAAUGGGGGAUUUGCCUUUACCAAAACCUGCAAAACCUCCCCUUCCAAGUAACACUCCCCUUAUUACUUCUAUUCCACCAACAGCAGGUGUUGAUUGGACCAUUAAGCCCAAUGAAAGAGAAAAGUAUGAUAAACUAUUUGAUUCGUUAAAUCCUUCAAAUGGACUUAUUCCUGGUAAUAAGGUCAAGGGUGUCCUUAUGGACUCAAAAUUGCCCCUGGAAACUCUGGGAAAAAUUUGGGACCUAGCAGAUCAAGACAAAGAUGGAAUGUUGGAUAGGCACGAAUUUAUUGUAGCGAUGCAUUUAGUGUACAAGGCGUUAGAGAAGCAUGCGGUGCCGAACACGCUGCCCCCCGAGCUAUUGCCGCCCGCGAAAAGGAAAGGUUCUAGUACGACGGGUACUCCCAUUAUAUCCCGCGGUUUGGAUGGUAUGAAGCCCGUUGUGCCUUCUCCCCCGAAUGUGCCGGCGUCACAUUUGCCGCCACCGGUUGCCAGGCCCCCGCCACCCAGCGUUUCCCCUCAACCGAUGACGGUAGGACCAACCUGGGUUGUCACAACCGACGAAAGAGCCAAAUACGACCUCUUGUUCGUCAAGAGCGACGUCGACCACGACGGAUUCGUCUCGGGGGCCGAAAUUAAAAACGUGUUUCUGCAGAGUGGCGUGCCCCAAGCCGUUCUUGCACAUAUUUGGGCUCUGUGCGAUAUAAAACAAAGUGGAAAAUUAAAUAACGAGCAGUUUGCGUUGGCUAUGUGGCUAGUGGGUCGGUGUCUCAAAGGUAUCGAGCCACCGCCGUCGUUGACACCUGAAAUGAUACCUCCUAGUUUUAGAGCAAUAAAAGCUGAUGGAAUUGUGGAGAACAAUAAUACUACAUAUUCUAAUCCUGAGUUAGACAUGAUCAGUAAAGACAUAGAGGAACUAUCGAGAGAAAAAAUAGCAUUAGAGGCAGAUAUUCAACAGAAAGAGGCUGAUAUUAAAAUAAAGAAUGGCGAAAUUAAAAGUUUGCAGGUUGAAUUGGAUACAUUAGCAGCGACACUAAAACAAUUAGAAAACCAAAAAGGCGAAGCCCAAAAACGGCUUAAUGACCUCAGAGCUCAGAGGUCGGAAGUUGACAAGGAAUUGGAAGAAGUAUCGAAUGCUCUCGAGGAACUAAAGGAGAAGGUGGACAAACUUAGGACUCAAGCAGCGGAACAGGCCGAGGCUGUGGCUUCGCAAGAAGCAGAACUAAAUAGCAAAAAGCAGCAGUUAGAAAGUCUGAAGCAGGACGAACAAAUGCUCGAACAGAGGAAGAAUGAAAACGCUAAGAAAUUGGAAAAUCUCACUUCGAAUUUACAAGAAACUCAACUCACUAUCAGUCAGGUAAAAGCAAUGAUAACUCAAUUACAAGAACAAACGCGACAAAUGAACGAUGCUAUAACGAUUUGCGACUCGGCGAUCGAUUCGAAUGAUCCUAACGUUGUUCCGGACGCAUCCCUGAGGAUUACACCCGAUUUCCGAGGAAGUGAGUACAAAAAGAUCGGCUUGACAAAUGGACACAUAAAACAGAACGGAUUUCAAGAAGUGAAUGACCCUUUCAGCAAACACAAUGGUCCUGUAAAUUUAAAUUCUGAUUUCCAAAACGAUCCAUUCAAAUCAGAUCCGUUUAAAAAUAACAAUGGGGUUUUUGAUUCCUCACAAGAUCCAUUUACUGCUAACUUUUCGAAUAAAAAUAAUAAUGGAUUUCAAUCAGAUCCAUUUGAUUCAUUCAAUACCAAUGCGGAUAGAAACGAUCCUUUUAACGCAUUUGAUGGUAAAGAAGAACCCAAAAAGGAGGAGGAUAAAGAUCCUUUCGGCUGCGAUCCAUUUGCGGUGUUACAUGCACCAACGAGGGAUGGUGCACCACCCCCACGACCUACCAGUCCGAGUCCCGCCCUUCCCCCUAAGAAGAGUAAGCAGCCGCCCCCGCGACCUGCUCCACCUCGACCAAACCCGCCAUCUAAAUUAUCUCAAAAUGACCCUUUUGGUUCAGCGGGUAUACAUGACCCCUUUUCCUCGAGUAAUACCGGGGAAUUUGCUGAUUUCGCCGACUUCGACUCAAAGUUCAGCGACACGUCGAGCACAAACUUUAAUAAUACUAAUAAUAAGAGCGUGUCAUCGAAAUAUUCGGACGCAACGAUUAAGAGUCUCGAAUUCACGGACGAUCCUUUCCGCGACUACCGCUACGAAGACCCCUUCGAUAUCACGUUCGACGAUGAACCGGAAGAAGCCACAACAAAUACGACGACGGAGGGGGACCGUCAUCGUCCUAUGGGAAGCCUAGAAACCCUCAAGUCAAAUGUGUCCAAUUUAGGCACCAGCACGUCCAGUUUAAAAACCAGAACCCCAAGCGAAUCGAACGUUUCAUCCCAAUGGAAGAUAAACACAGCACCGUGGAAAACAACUACUAACAGCACCUUAGAUACUACAGAUUCAUGGAAGAUCAUAACAGAGACAGGGACUGGGACUGGGACUGGGACUUCAUCGUUGCCGGACAUAAACAAGUUCGAUGUGAAUUUUGACCCGUUCGGUCUUGAUACGUCUUUCAGUAAUAGUGGUAACAACAACAAUAAUAACAAUAUUAGUAAAGAGUCAUCGUCGUCUUUUGAUCCAUUCGGAUUGGAUAGCGGUAGACAAUCGGUGCCAUUGCCCACUGCAUCUGAUCCUGUUGGCAGUAGAGGUGGUCGUGCUUCCGCGCCCCUAAACGCCGGCAAAUUGACAUUGAACGAGGACCAGCAAUUGGCGUGGGCCGCCCGCGAAAGUCUGAGACUGGAGGAGACACGGAAACAACGACAGAUCCAGGAAGAGGCCGAUCUCGAACUGGCCAUCGCGCUUAGUAAAGCCGAAAGUCAACAACAGACCUCCAAGAAAUGACAGACGAUAUGUAUGUAUAACAAAACGUCUUUAUUGAAAAUAUUAAAAAUUUUUUUAUAAUAUUUGUUUUGUUGUGUCAUUGGCUUCGAAUUAGUUAUAAGGAACUUUGCAUCAUCUUUUUGUUUUUUUGCAAGAUGCAAAGUUUCUUUCAUGUUUUGAAAAUGGAAAGUCAUUUCAGUAUAACAUACAGCAAAGAUGCGCUCUUUUUCUUAAAAUGUGAAUAAUAAUCAACUGACGUUGAACUGAUAAAAUUGAAAUUCAUUUUUAGAAAAAAAAAAAAACUACUCUUGUGAAGAACAAUCUAAAUCGGUGUAAAAAUGUGAAUUUAUUGUAAUAAUAUCCUUCUAAAUUUACUGUCUUUUGCGUGGUUGCAUUUUCAAUUUUAUAAACGUUUUUGGUGUUUAUUAAAAAAUUCUUAUGCCACACUCGUAUUACAAGAAGAAGUGUUGACAAUUUUUUACUUAUGAAUAUUAAGAAUUUCUUUUCUAAAUAUGCAUGUAUUUCGCACAAUUUAUUCUAAAUGUUUUCUUCAACCUUUUUUUGUGAUGAAUAGUGAAAUUAUAUUACACUAUUUAAUUGAAAUUGAUCUAACCGAUAAUUCAAUUGAUUGAAUUAAUCAUGUGUCUCGUUUGAAAAUAAUAAAUAAGUCACUAAUAAUUCUGUGGUGGAAUUUUAUGCGAAAAUGUCUUGCUUUACUCAUGUUUUUACAUGUGCAAGAUGAGCCCCUUUAGUACCUAUUUUAUUCCUGUGAGGAAAUAAAUAGAUGGAAAAAUUAACUUUUUUUUUAAAUUUAUUUUUCAAGUUUGAUGUAUAUCUUUGGUGAUCUUUUAAAAUGAAAUGGGUGAAAUAGGAUUCUAAAAGAGGCUCGUCUUAAGAUUAACUGACUGUACAAGUGACUUGCUGAUUUAUGAAUUGUAUAAAUCGAAACAUGACAAAAUAAUCUAUAAUCGUAGUUUAGUUUUAGUUUGGAUGAAGGAGAGACUAUAUUGUAAUUAUUUCACGUGAUAUAGAGCUUGUGUUCUUCGAUAAAUUGCAUACACAUGUAUAAUGCAAGUUGCUUCGAUAUAUUGUUUUUAUCAAAGCAUCUCUGCCUUAUUUAACCAAAAAUCAUACAAUAAUAAACAAUUAAUCAAUAUGCAAACAGAAAAAAAUACCUUGUGUGUAAGUACAUAAUAAUAAUAAUAAUAAUAACAAUAAGUACAUAAAUUAAUAUAAUGUGUAUUUUGAUUUUAUUUUGUUUCUUCGAUGUGCAAUGCUGGUGUGGACCAAAGUUAGCGCGUACACUUGUACUAAAUGAAAAAAAAAAAUGUGUGUUUGUAUACUGUAGUUAAUAGGAUUUCACGGCAGGCGUGGAUUGGUUGCAAACUUUUUUCCAAUUUAUUCUGUUGUUAGUCACAAAGAAAAACGACGAAUCGUUUUGAACAAUCCAGAAAAAA